Molecule: messenger RNA, 1059 nt
Organism: Acanthosepion pharaonis
Lineage: Eukaryota; Metazoa; Mollusca; Cephalopoda; Sepiida; Sepiidae
Source: the annotation of a GenBank genome assembly
AUGUCAUUCGUCACGAUUGAUUGUUACGUUGUUAAAUGGGUUCGCCUGGACGGGGAAAGUUUUGCUAACGCAGGGGGAGAUAACCCAUUUCCACGUUUCAACUUCUCCCUAUCUAUCUAUAAUUCUGUUCAUCUCUCCCAAUCUGCUCAUAUCUAUCUGUUCAUAUCUACCUUUUCAUAUCUAUCUAUCAGUUUAUAUCUAUCUAUCUAUCUAUCUAUCUAUCUAUCUAUAUCAGUUUAUAUCUAUCUAUCUAUCUAUCUAUAUCUAUCUAUCAGUUUAUACCUAUCUAUCUAUAUCUAUCUAUCUGUCUAUCUAUCUGUUUAUACCUAUCUGUUUAUACCUAUCUAUCUGUUUAACUUUAUACCUAUCUAUCUAUCUAUCUAUCUGUCUAUCUGUCUGUUUAACUUUAUAUCUAUCUAUCUAUCUAUCUAUCUAUCUAUCAGUUUAUAUCUAUCUAUUUAUGUCUAUCUUCUGUUCAUAUCUAUCAGUUUAUCUAUCUAUCUAGCUAUAUAUCUAUCUGUUCAUAUCUAUCAAUUUAUAUCUGUCUAUUUAUAUCUAUCUAUCUUUCCACAUCUAUCAGUUUAUACCUAUCUGUUCACAUCUAUCUGUUUCUGUCUAUCUAUCUAUCUGUUCACAUCUAUCAGUUUAUCUAUCUAUAAUAUCUCUCUCUGUUUAUCUAUCAAUUUAUCUAACUGUCUAUCUAUCUAUCUAUCUAUCUAUCUAUCUCUAUCUAUCUCUGUUCAUAUCUAUCUUAUAUAUCUAUCCAUCAUUCUAUUCAUAUCUCCGGCGGUUGCAUUUGUCUGUCUCUCUAUCUAUCUAUCUAUCUAUCUAUCUAUCUAUCACGACGCCCUGCCUAUUUUGUUCUUGUACAACAACAACCACCGACGAACAGUCUUCUUCUCAAACAUCAAAACAAACGGCAUUUAUUGCUCAACCACAAGAAAAACAGAUUCGCCAGACGAGUAUAAAAGAAUUCAUGAAAAGUCAGAAAAAUGCCUCAGGGCCUGUUGCAAAACAAGCACGAAGAGCAUAGUAAAUCUAAUGAUUGAAAUAUGUUGA